This is a messenger RNA of Magnolia sinica, 761 nucleotides long. RefSeq names its product GDSL esterase/lipase At5g03980-like. The coding region runs from base 1 to 477 and encodes 158 amino acids. Lineage: Eukaryota; Viridiplantae; Streptophyta; Magnoliopsida; Magnoliales; Magnoliaceae. The record is from RefSeq and is a predicted model, not a curated record. The transcript is spliced from 2 exons. Gene Ontology annotation, molecular function: hydrolase activity, acting on ester bonds.
AUGGAACUCAUCAACGUUGGUGCCAUUAAUCUUGUCAUCCCUGGGAAUUUCCCGAUCAGUUGCAUACCAAUCUACCUCACAGCAUUCCACAACGACCAUCCAGCAUUGUACGAUGAAAACAAGUGUCUAAGAUGCUUCAACGACUUCACAAUGUACCACAACCGUCAACUCCAACUGGCUAUCCAAGAGCUGAAAAAGGAAUUCCCCCAGGUUCUGAUAAUAUACGCCGAUUACUACAAGACGCUAAUGAGGAUCAUUAACCAUGCUUUAGCUAAAGGUAAGUGCAAAAUUGGUGGCGCUUACAACUUCAACCCCUUUAGUAUGUGUGGCAUCUGUAGUAUGCAGGGUGUUCCGGUGUGCCCUAACCUCAAAAAAUACAUCCAUUGGGACAGCAUUCAUCUCACCCAAGAGGCUCACAGGCAAAUGGCUAUUUGGCUCAUUUUCAACAUCGCCAAACAGUGGAAAUGUUUGGUGUAGAAAUUUCUUUUUGGCUUUUUAGAUAUUUUACCUAAAUGCUUAGAAACACAGGCUUUGUUAUUUUCUUUUUAUUUUUUUACAUAUAAGAGCUAAUUAAUUCUUAAUUCGAGAUACAUAUUCGUUAUCAUUCAUUAUUUGUGGCAGCUCUAAAUGUUAGAACGUGAACACAAAUAUUAAGGCCGAUGCAAACACAAACCUUCAUGGGGCCCAAAUGAUGGUUGGACUAGCUGAUUUCUCUGGGACAUUCCAUAAUGAUGGUAGGCCACACCUGAUUCACAAGUCAU